This is a messenger RNA of Microtus oregoni (creeping vole), 1595 nucleotides long. RefSeq names its product NADH:ubiquinone oxidoreductase subunit V3 (gene Ndufv3). The coding region runs from base 87 to 1526 and encodes 479 amino acids. Gene Ontology annotation, biological process: mitochondrial ATP synthesis coupled electron transport. Lineage: Eukaryota; Metazoa; Chordata; Mammalia; Rodentia; Cricetidae. The record is from RefSeq and is a predicted model, not a curated record. Gene Ontology annotation, cellular component: mitochondrion. The transcript has 4 exons.
CGUGAACGCAGGGCGGAGCCUCGGGUUAGUGCGUGCGCGCGCCGGUCACGCACCUAGGGGCGACCUCGGCGAGCAGCGUCUGUACCAUGGCGGUCUCUCUCCUGCUUCGGGGAGGACGAAUCCGGGCGCUGAAGGCUGCAUUCCUGGAGGCAAGGGUGUUCCGAGAACUGUCUUCUACGGUAUCCCUCUCUACAGAGUCAGGGAAGAUUGGAAAGGGAAUAAAACCAAAUCCCAAGAAGCAAAGUGCACCCAAAGAUGUGGUGGGAGCAGAGGAGAGGGGCAAGCUUCUAGCCACCCACACGGCAGCAGCAAUGUCCAAAAGUGCGUCUCCACACAGUCCUUACCCAGCCGUGGAGAACACAGGUGGGGCUGUAGCCGGCCCACACCCUCAUGGCAGCCUGCCCCUCACAGAUGAAAGGCUUUCGAAGCGUUUGUCAAGAAAGACUUUGGUAGAGUUUCCUCAGAAAGUUCUGUCUCCACCCCGAGUACAGGGUUCUGACUCAGAGGCUCAGCGGCGUAAGCAGAAGGUGACAAAUGGUUCAUCCUCAUCUUCCUCAUCCAGCUCCUCAGAUUCAGACUCUGAUGGGGAGGGACAUGACUCAAAGAUGGAGCCCCGAGUGGCAAGCAAAGGCAAGGCAGGGUCUUACAAACCAGAGGCCUCUCGGCCCUUCCAGAAUGGAGUCCCUAACAUCACUGUACCUGCAAAAGAGAAAGCCAAGGUGCAAAAGCCACGUACAGAUGUCACCUACCCAGAGAAGUCCCAGCAGCCAAAGAAGAAAGGGACCAUCACCAAGCCUAUAGAGGACAGCAAAGAAACCAGAUCCAACCCUGUGACAUCCAGAUCACAGUCCAGUGAGAUUUUGGACCAAAACAUGAAGGAAGAACACCCGCAGGGGAAACUCAGGCCAAGUAAGACCAAGAAGGAAAGCCCAAAGCCGCUUGAAGCUGAAGAAAUCUUACCCGACUGCACAAAGGCCAGGUCAUCUGCAAGGCUCACCAGUGGCCCAGUGCCCACAGUGAGAACACAAGAGACCAGCGCAGGAGAACAGCUAGCAGCCACUACACCCAUGGCCGGAGCCAGACAUCUGGAACCAAAAGUGCCAAAGCCUGAAUUUAAGGCAGCUUCUCCUCAGGUCCCGGUUGGAAAAGAAAGCCUGGAGAAGCAGGUGCCAGAAGGAUUCUUGACGGCCAAGGUGGAGACCUUGGAAGAUCAGACACCUGUGGGAUAUUCGAAGACAGUUCCUGUCCAGAAGAAAGAUACCUUUGAAGAGAGAGCAGAACCACAGCUAGAGGGGAGGUUCCAGGCAGCAGUCGGUGAAGCUCCGCCCACUGAUGCAAGCCCACUCCAGGAAGCCCCAGGCGACUCUCAGGAGCCCACUCUGGCCCCUGAGCCGACGGAUGCCACUACCUACAAGAACCUGCAGCAUCAUGACUACAAUACAUACACCUUCCUGGACCUGAACCUGGACCUCUCCAAGUUCAGGAUGCCACAGCCCUCCUCAGGACGAGAGUCGCCUCGGCACUGAGUUCAACUCACAGUAGCCCCAUGUCGGUCCCAUGAAUUCAUUGCCUGUGAGAAUAAAAGUCAACCACAA